Danaus chrysippus (African queen) is the source of this 1059-nucleotide messenger RNA. The record is from the annotation of a GenBank genome assembly. Lineage: Eukaryota; Metazoa; Arthropoda; Insecta; Lepidoptera; Nymphalidae.
AUGGCGAAACUAGGUCUGUUAUAUCGGUGUGGUCUAUCAUAUAACUUAAAAAUGGAUAUAAUAAACAACAUAUCUGACAAAGAUGGCGAUUCUACUCGAGCUCUUGUUUUAGUAGAGGCUCCAUCUAUCUUGGAAGUUCCGAAACACAAUUUUGAAGGAAAUCUUAAGAAAAAGAGACGACGCGGGAAGACUAAACGUAAAAUAUCUAAACCUUUCUCCAAAAUGUCUUGGCAAGAAAGAAGAAAAGUUGAUAAUACUAAAAGAAAUAAUAGAUUCAGAAAAAUCGUACUAACUAAAACUCAAGCUCCUUUUAAUAACAAUCAAUUCCUGAUGGAAAUUCAUAAACCUGAGCCAGAAAAUAAUUUUCUACUAUACAGGACGCCUUCUGCUCGAACUCGGGAUUCAAGUUUCAGCAUCGAUUCAGAAGAUAAUUACUUCCAUUCUCUACCAGAAGACGAAGAAGAAUACCUGACAAAAGAAUUUUCAAGUGUUUAUGAGGAUGCCCAAUGUGAAAGAUUGUCUAAUAUGUCCAAAAAUGAACUCAUACAAGAAUAUCUAUUGUUAGAAGCUAAAUACGAUAAUCUUGUAAAAAGAAAUGAACGUUUUAAAUUGAAAGAUAGUGAGGAUGAACAGGACACCACAGUUACUGACAAAGAAGUUACCACAGACAAGGACAGCAUGUUGACUGACAGAGACACUUCCGGAGCCUCUGCCGCUUCAGGAUCCAUAGACGAACCUUCUAUGAUAGAUAUAUUGCAGCAGUUGAAGGAACAAUCAGCACAGAUUCAUGAACUUCAGAUGGCCAAUGAGAAAUUGUUGCUUGAAAAUAAAAAUUUAAGACAAAGGAAUCAAGGCUCCAGUGAAGAUUCGGAGAGCGAUAGUUCAUCUACAUCCGACACAUGCAGCAGUUCAAGUUGCAGUUCAACACCGGAACAUCAGCCAGAAGUUAUACAAAAUGGGAAUAUAGAGAAUCAAAUUCUCGUCAACGGCAACCAUAAUUCCGUUACCAGCCCUCAAUCUACACCUAUGGUCAAUGGAUUCCACAGUCCACAUGAAUAA